Elephantulus edwardii (Cape elephant shrew) is the source of this 936-nucleotide messenger RNA. RefSeq names its product olfactory receptor 52J3-like. Gene Ontology annotation, biological process: G protein-coupled receptor signaling pathway. Gene Ontology annotation, molecular function: olfactory receptor activity; G protein-coupled receptor activity. The coding region runs from base 1 to 936 and encodes 311 amino acids. Gene Ontology annotation, cellular component: membrane. The transcript has a single exon. Lineage: Eukaryota; Metazoa; Chordata; Mammalia; Macroscelidea; Macroscelididae. The record is from RefSeq and is a predicted model, not a curated record.
AUGAUACCCCUCAACAAUAGCAUUUUUCACCCAGCCACGUUUUUCCUCCUGGGAAUUCCAGGUCUAGAAGGGAUCCAUUCCUGGAUCUCACUGCCAUUCUGUUCUGUCUACCUUGUGGCAUUUUUAGGCAAUGUCACAAUUCUCCUAGUAAUCAAGACAGAGAAGACCCUUCGGGAGCCCAUGUUCUACUUUCUAGCUAUUCUUUCGACAAUUGAUUUAGCUCUUUCUACUACAUCUGUACCUCGCAUGCUUGGCAUCUUCUGGUUUGAUGCUCAUGAGAUUAACUUUGGAUCUUGCGUGCUUCAGAUGUUUUUGAUACAUGCUUUCACUGGUAUGGAAGCAGAAGUUUUACUGGCCAUGGCCUUUGAUCGUUAUGUGGCCAUCUGUGCUCCACUACAUUACACAACCAUCUUGACAGCUCGUGUACUGUUGGGGAUCAGUAUGUGCAUUGUCAUUCGUCCAGUGCUGUUUACACUUCCCCUGAUUUAUCUUAUUUACCGCUUGCCCUUUUGCCAAGAUCAUGCAAUAGCCCAUUCUUACUGUGAGCACAUGGGAAUUGCAAAAUUAUCAUGUGGAAACAUCCGUGUCAAUGGUAUCUAUGGGCUCUUUGUAGUUUCACUCUUUGUCUUGAACUUAGUCCUUAUUGGCAUUUCCUAUGUCUAUAUUCUCCGUGCUGUAUUCCGUCUCCCAUCCCAGGAUGCUCGAAUAAAAGCUCUAAGUACCUGUGGCUCUCAUGUUGGAGUCAUCUGUGUUUUCUACAUCCCCUCAGUCUUCUCUUUUCUUACUCACCGAUUUGGACACAAGAUACCACGCUAUAUUCACAUACUUAUUGCCAACCUCUAUUUGGUUAUCCCACCUUCACUUAACCCCAUAAUUUAUGGAGUGAGGACUAAACAGAUACGUGAGCGUGUAUUCCAUGUUUUCACUAAAAUAUAG